ACAAAUACAGCGCAGAAAGAACAGCGGGGAGCACAAAGGAAUUAAAACACAGCACCUCGAAAACUUUAAAUGCCCGCGCGGUGUGAUGUGAAUUCGUGCGAGCGUUGUUUAAACUGUGAGGUUUGGCGGAUGGCAGGCGGACAACUGCCCGAGAAACACAAGGAAUGUGAGUGAGCGGAGGGGAGCAGCAGGGCGAACCGCUGUCUCCGACUAUCGCUGCUUUUUGUCAGCUGAGCUGUUCGCAUCCCGAGGCCCAGCCGUUACCUCAGGCCUCAACUCAGAAGGUAAAUUCCCUUCAUACAGUCUGUCUGAUUACGGUAACCCCACGUUGUACGCUCGUAUCGGGCUGCUUUGUCGUCUAAGCAUCGAUAAGAGCAAACGGAGCGACUAUUAGCGCCGUGUUGCGUUGGCUAGCGCUAGCUUGAUAGCUAACGGCGGUUAGCUAAUGUACAGCAGCUGCGUCGAUGUGUGCAGGGUUAUCCACGGUCAAACCCGGAAUGUGGCUGAAUCGGCUUCAAAAUAAAUGGGGACGCAUUUCCUGUACAGAGUCAGGACCUGACUCCAACAUGGGGGUCAAGACCUUCACCCACAGCUCGACCUCCCACAGCCAGGAGAUGCUGGAGAAGCUCAACGCUUUACGCAACGAGGGUCACUUGUGUGAUGUCACCAUCCGCGUCCAAGACAAGCUCUUCCUGGCUCACAAAGUGGUGCUCGCCUGCUGCAGUGAAUUCUUCCGCUCCAAACUGGUGGGCCGGCCGGAGGAGGAGGACAAGUUUGUGUUGGACCUCCAUCAUGUGACUGUUAGCGGCUUCGCACCUCUGUUGGAGUACGCCUACACGUCGACCCUCUCCAUCAGCACGGAGAACAUCAUCGACGUCCUGGCGGCUGCAAGCUACAUGCAGAUGUUUGCUGUGGCGAGCACGUGUUCUGAGUUCAUGAAGUCAAGUAUUCUGUGGAGCCCGGGCAACAACAACAACAACAACAACAUGACGGCAGACAAACCGCACGAAACAGCACAAGAGAGCGCCUCGUCUAACUGCGCCCUGACGCCUCUGGACGGCAGCGUGUCGCCGGUGUCGUCGGACUGCAGUGUGAUGGAGAGAAACGUUCCUAUCUGCCGCGAGUCCCGACGGAAACGCAAGAGCUUUGUAACAAUGGCGUCACCUGAGAGUCCGCUCAAAUGCACUACACAGAUCGUCACCACCUCCCCUCAGAUCCCCAACCCCUCCCCUUCAUUCUCAGACAGCACAGCCCAGCCCGUGGAGUCCUCCCUGGCCUUCCCGUGGACGUUCCCGUUCGGCAUCGACCGGAGGUUCCACUCGGACAAAUCGAAGCUCCCGGAGAGCCCUCGCUGUUUAGAGCAGGGCGCUCCGGCGACCUCGGAGGUGGUGGUGGGCCGGCGGCUCAGCGACUUCCUGACGUGCGAGAGCUCCAAGGCAGUGUCGUCGCCCGUGCCGGCAGAAGAAGAAGACGUGAGGGUGAAGGUGGAGCGUCUCAGUGAUGAGGAGGUUCAGGAGGCGUCCUCUCAACCGGUCAGUGCCUCCCAGAGCUCGAUGAGUGACCAGCAGACGGUGCCGGGGAGUGAGCAGGUCCAGGAGGAGCUCCUCAUCAGUCCACAGUCCUCUUCUAUAGGGUCGAUGGAUGAGGGAGUGUCUGAGGGCUUGCCGUCAAUGCAGAGCACCUCUAACGCUGGAGGACAUGCAGAAGAUGACGAAAGGCUGGAGGGUAUUCAGUACCCGUACCACCUCUACAUCAGCCCUUCAGCCCGACCCGGCACCAACGGCCCUGACCGGCCCUUUCAGUGUCCCACCUGCGGAGUCCGAUUCACACGCAUUCAAAAUCUGAAGCAGCACAUGCUCAUACACUCCGGCAUUAAGCCUUUCCAGUGUGACCGCUGUGGGAAAAAGUUCACACGGGCCUACUCCCUAAAGAUGCAUCGGCUGAAGCACGAAGGUAAACGCUGUUUCCGGUGCCAGAUUUGUAGCGCCACAUUCACGUCCUUCGGUGAAUAUAAGCACCACAUGAGGGUCUCCCGACACAUAAUCCGCAAGCCGCGGAUUUACGAGUGCAAAACGUGCGGCGCCAUGUUCACCAACUCUGGCAAUUUAAUUGUACACCUGAGGAGUCUGAACCAUGAGGCAUCCGAACUAGCAAACUACUUCCAGAGCAGUGAUUUCCUCGUGCCCGACUACCUGAGCCAGGUACAGGAGGAGGAGGAGGUGCUGGGAGUCCAGUAUGAGCUGGAGGAGUCCCAGCAUCACCCCGUCUACCCGGUCAGCACCUCCACCUCCACCACCACUGCCGCCUCGUCCUCCUCCUCAGUCCAGAUGCCCGUCAUCUCCCAGGUCUCCUCCUCUACCCAGAAUUGCGAGAGUUCCUCCGGCUUCCUUUCACCUGAGCCCCUGGAUCCCCUGGAAGCCCCAGCCUCCCUCAAGAUGGACGCUGACGAGACGGCAGCCAUGACAGAGGAGACCAAGAUGGACAACAGUGUGGGGGGCAGUUCCCCAGAGGUGUUUGAAGAAGAGCAGCAGCAGCAGCAGCAGCAGCAUGCCCAGGCACAGGAGCUGGUUUCCAUUACCAUAGAAUGAUUCAAGUCUUCUACUUGCCCAUCAUGUCUUAUUUUGCAGCCAUGUCAUAUGGGAACAUCUGUUGGGACGCCAUGACGGCUUAAAGGGACGACUCGGACACGGUGAAGCUUCGUCGUGUGAAGCCAUCAAGACGCCAUGAUCGAAGUUACCUGAAGACUUCAGUUGCCUUAGUGUUGCUUUCCACUUGCAACUCAGAUGCACUUAUUUGAUUUCAUGUUUUACACCAAACCAAAUUCAGCAAAGUAAAUGAUCAUUUUCUUUGUUUAUAUUAUAAUUUCUUGAACUUGACUGAAGCAAUUUCCUUGUCGGCGACAUGAGAUUUCACUAGAUCAUAAAAUCUGGGUUCAGUUCAUCCCCAGACCUGAAUUUCAAAAUAGUAUUUAUCACCCGGGAAAGCAAGUGAACAGUAUUUUUUAAGAGUAGUUUUACAGAAGGUUGUUUUUUUGUUUUUUUUUCCCAUAUGACGUGAAUGCAGCGCUAGCUAAAGUCAUUUCUGUCUUAGCCAAUUUGAGGUCUGUUAAAUCCAAGCCUUGUCCUAUUUUUGGAAAGUGCCUGAGUUCCCAUUUUAACAAGGUAACCUGUAGAGGAAGAAGAGGUCUUGACUUUGCCAACGGUGACAAAUCAAGUCUUUGCAAACUGAGCUAAAGAAAAAAAAAAACUUGUAUUUCAUUUGUAGUGAUAAUGCUAGUUUGUAUGGGCAGAGACUGUGUUAUUCCUUCAGUGCCGUCGCUAUAGGCAAACUGUUAAAUGUCUAUAUUAUCUAUAUUGCAAUAGCUUGUACUGUAGUUUUACUAUUUGAAUGCUGUGUAAGUUGGGUGUUGUGAAAUAUGACAUGUCAGGUGUGUGCGUGCAUUUCUUUUUAUCAAUAUGAACACAGUACAUUUCAUUUUUAAAUGUUUAAAACUUGAAAUUAUAUUGACAGAGUAUUCCCUUUAGAUGUUUGUGCAGUUUAUGAUUUUUCUGACCUACGACAAAUAUUUUCUUUCCUUUUUUUUUUUUCAUGUUCGAUGAACACUGUUGUUACAUCAAAGCUAAACUCGAGGAGUUUAGAAAAACUCAGAUCAGCACUGAUGCAUCUUUUUAAAAACAAAAAAAUCCAAACAAAUAAUGACAAAUGUUGUUUAAAAAAAAAAAAAAGAAAAAUAAGAAUUUAAAAUUUGAAGUUACAAGGUUUCCUCACAGCUGCAGUGUUGUAGUCCCAAAUGGGCUCUAAGAUAUGAGAUAUGGUAAUGUAGCAUUUCAUCCUAGCUGAAGUUAGGCCUGCUUAAUGUCAAACAGCAUUUUAAACCCAGUUUGUUAUUGAUAUCUGAUUAUGGCUUUCAACCUCUGGUCGUCCUGAUUUACCAAGGUACACUGCUGAUGUUCUAAGGUGUUGCAUGACUGUUACAGUGAUGUUUCAUUUCGGUACACCAUGAUUGUCUUUUUCAACGUUUCAUCCUCGUGAGACUUUGUGGGUGAAACGCCAAGAAUAUUACGUUGACCCCCAAAGUGUGGACUGACCACCAGCACCCUCUCUGUUGUUUUUUUUUUUUUACUGAAGUUGUCACAAAUUUUAAAGCUACUUUGUGAAAAUUUCCCUGACUAAAAUUUUGAAAUUUACUGUACGCCUGCAUCCAGGGAAGCAGGAAGUGAUACACACAGAUGAUGGUGGCUGUCUGUGAUGGCCUGUGUUCAGUCAGAACAGAUUUUAAGGACGUUGGGUGUUUAUGUGAUAAUAUUGCUUUGGAAGCAAUGGGAGCGUGUUCGUGUGAAUGCAAAUACUGUGAGUGGAAUCAUUAUAAAUGAUGACUUAAACAUGUUGUGUCAGGCAAGAGCCGAUAACACAGUUUGGCAGUUUGUUACUAAUUUCAUCGACGUUUUAUUUUAUGCUGAUUUUGGGUCAAACCUCCGGCUCCUGUUUCCUGUGUCGUGCCAACAUGGUUGUAAUUUUGUACUUAGACAUUGUUGUGCCUGUAUUUUUGAGGAGAUAAUGACGCCCAUGGUGACGAUCCAUGAGUUGAAUGCUACUGACUGUGAGUGGGUUUCUCGUUCAGUGAAAUCUUUUUAUUUUCUGUUGCCCCCCCCCCUCAGAAUCGUACUUAUGGCCCACGUUUGGGAUUAUCACAGCAGGAUGUAAGCCCUCACACGCAGGGUUGAUUGUAAAUGCAAAGAUGAAUAUUGCUGUGAUAAGGGCAUCAAUAUUACAGUGUCCUGACCAUUGAAAUCCACUGAGAGCUGUCUUAAUAAGAGCCCCCCCCCCGUGCCAUCCUAUCAGACACUUUUUAGAAGUUGUGCCAUUUGCCCUUUUUGUCUGGGUACAAAUCAAGCUUUUUUCCUCCAGGACCAAAUGUCCUCUAUGUCAUUGGGGAUUUGCCAUGGCAAUCAGUAACUGCACAUAAUAAAAUAGAGAUAAUCAUUUUGAGUGGUCCAUGCUAUUUAGCAAAGGGGGUCCCGCUGUCUCGCCCCUGAAAACACUGUAUGAUGUUGUGCAUUUAAGAGGCUAGCCUUAGUAAAUGGACCUAUUAACUCUAGUUGCACAAUAUCGAAAUUCAAAAAAAAAAAAAAAAAGUUUUCUAUUCUCCAUUUGUACGUCAUGCUUUUUUCAUCUGUUGUGUUCGGUGUCUGUAUUCAAACAACGUUUUUAUAAUGAAAUGCUGCUGUUUGUUGAAACGCAAAGUGCCCAAAAUAUUUUUGUGAACCAAUGGUGUGCAAUAAAUGGACAGGUGGUGUUUUAAAAGUUUUAAUUUUGUCUUUGGAAUGAUGAAUUAUAUAUAUAUACAUACAUACAUAUAUAUAUAUAUAAAAAGAAUGUACCAUUUUGUUUUAUUCAAAUGUGACUGAAGGUAGGCAAGGACCCCAUUUGAUCUGUGAAACAAGGAACAAGGCUUUGAUAUCAAGUGACUGGUUCUGUUCAGUUCCUUUCUGUUUGUUUCUGAAGUUGCAUGUUCAUAUCGUUGUGUGAAGUGGAGAGCAUGUCUCCAGGUGGCGAUGCGUUCUGUCAAGGCCUUAUUUGUUGACGACUCUUCAUCCAGCAUAGCUUCGAUCUGUUGUUCAGCAUGCCCUUCUUCUUUUCUGUACGUUUUUCCCUUUUUAUGUGCAAUGUUUUAAAAAUAUCUCGAUUAUAUACAGGACAUGCCUUUUCAAUGUACACUUGAUGUUGUAUACGUUUUCCAGUCCUUAUGGUUUUAUUUAAAAGUAGGAAAAUAUAAGAAAAAAAAAAACAUGGUAGCUCUUCAUAAUGGCAUAUAUAUUUUUGGUGACUUUUGUAUGGGUGCUGUUUCAUGGCAUCUUUGGAUAUUCUUGUUAAAUGUGAAUAGAACAGCAUAGUCUGGGAGUAUGGGGGGCCUUGGUAGUCUUCACUUUGUGACUGUCUGCAGUGUGUGUAUAUGUAUAUAUAUAUAUAUAAAUAUACAGUAUAUACACUCAUACUAUGUUGCGUAUUCUUUAUACUGUAGGCUACUUGAUUACAACCUGCUUUGAGACAGAUGUUGUAUUUUGUGUCUUUGAUACUGUAUUUAAACUGUAGUUCGGAGAAACUGUACAAAAACAUCCCAGAUAGUAACACAACCUGCACAGUGAUAAGGGAGAACUGAUGUUUGUGGUGUUGAGUGUUUUAACUGGAUCAUAUUCCACAGUUGGCUUUUAAAAACUGACAAGACCACUCUGUAUUUUAGGGUUUAUGGUUGUUCUGAAUCUUUACUAGUGCUCUGGCUUUGCAGUCCUGUUGUUAUUAAAAGAGUCGUUUUUUGUAAAAGUAUAAAAUGUAAAUAAAAAAACUAAAAGU
Messenger RNA from Seriola dumerili (greater amberjack), 6351 nucleotides. It is a transcript of the gene zbtb44, whose product is annotated as zinc finger and BTB domain containing 44. Lineage: Eukaryota; Metazoa; Chordata; Actinopteri; Carangiformes; Carangidae. Bases 465 to 2588 code for a protein of 707 amino acids. Gene Ontology annotation, biological process: positive regulation of gene expression; regulation of transcription by RNA polymerase II. The record is from RefSeq and is a predicted model, not a curated record. The transcript is spliced from 6 exons. Gene Ontology annotation, molecular function: DNA-binding transcription factor activity, RNA polymerase II-specific; protein binding; RNA polymerase II cis-regulatory region sequence-specific DNA binding.